AUGAAGCUCUCUGCUACUCUCAGUGCCGCUCUCUUGGCCAGCGGUAGCGUCGCUAUCCACACCAAUGGUAAUCAGCACGGUACCAAUGUCAACUACCACAGUCAGUGCCCAUUCACUAUUGACCCUGUCCCCAUCGUCAACCAGGCAAAUCACCACGAUAUCAGCUUCCCCAAGCCCUCCGGCUUCGUCAACUGGAAGACCUUCAAGGCCAACGGCGCCAACCUCGGUGGAUGGCUCGAGAAGGAACAGACUCACGACCCCAUCUGGUGGUCCCAGGUUGGUGGUGACGGUGCCUCUGAUGAGUGGUCUCUGUGCCAGCAACUUGGCAGCAAGUGCGGUCCUGCCCUCGAGGCCCGCUAUGCAUCCUUUCUGAACACCACCACCAUCGACCAGAUGGCUACUGUUGGUGUCAACACCCUCCGCAUUCCCACCACCUACGCUGCCUGGGUCAAGGUUCCCGGCUCUGCGCUCUACCACGGCAACCAGCAGCAGUACCUCAAGACGAUCACCGACUAUGCCAUCAACAAGUAUGGCAUGCACAUUAUCAUCGGUCUUCACUCCUUGCCUGGUGGUGUCAACAACCUCGAUAUUGGUGAGGCUUUGAUGCAUGAUGGCUGGUUCUACAACGCUACCAACCUCGACUACUCUUUCCAAGCUGUCGAUGCUAUCCUAAACUUCAUCAAGAACAGCGGCAAGAUUUCCUCCUUCACCAUCGCCCCCAUCAACGAAGCCUCCGACAAUCUCGCCGGCUUCGGUACUCCUGCUGGUCUCUCCAUCAACGCCACCAACUGGAUCAACACUUACCACGACGGUGUACUAAAGAAGAUCGCCAAAGUCGACAAGCGCAUCCCCAUGAUGAUCCAGGACUGCUUCCAGGGUGCUUCAUACUGGGCUCCCUUCUACGAUGCCAGCGCCAACAUCGUCUUCGACUCGCACGUCUACUACUUCGCUGCUGCUGGCGCUUACUCGCAGUACAUUAACCCUGCUGUUUGCGGUCAGGCCGCCUACAUCGCUGAGGAGACGAAGUUUCCGGUCUUUGUUGGCGAGUGGUCCCUGCAGACUAUGUACAACAACACCUUUGCCAGCCGCAAGACCCUGUUUGAUACCCAGCGCUAUGCAUGGAACAAGUACGUUUCUGGUGGUACUUUCUGGACUGCGGUCAGUUACAGUACUGCGAAGGUUGAUGGAGAGGGUACUCAGCGCGAGUACUGGUCGUACAUUGAUCUGAUCAACCAAGGUGUUAUCACCCUUGCUACCAAUGCGUCGUACUGCUAG
Molecule: messenger RNA, 1275 nt
Organism: Macroventuria anomochaeta
Lineage: Eukaryota; Fungi; Ascomycota; Dothideomycetes; Pleosporales; Didymellaceae
Product: glycoside hydrolase family 5 protein
Exons: 2
Coding region: 1-1275 (424 amino acids)
Biological process (GO): glucan catabolic process
Cellular component (GO): extracellular region; cell surface
Molecular function (GO): glucan exo-1,3-beta-glucosidase activity
Source: RefSeq, a predicted model, not a curated record